AUGGAGGUCUCUAACAACACCGACGCCGUCAACCUUGGCGUUGGUGAAGUUGAAGCAGAAAUUGGCGAAGAAUUAAAACAAUUAGAGGAAGGAAAAGAUUUUGAUACCCGGAGUGAAGUAUCUAGUUCAUCUUCGAGUGACACUAGCACUCCGAGUAUCAGUUCUGUAAGCACUAAAUCUAAGGAGAGACGCACUAAUCGUAAACGAACCAAGUCAGCAAGCCAUUCACCUGUACAAAAUAAACGGCGAUGCGUUACAACCAGUAUCAAAAUUAAAACUUAUGACUACAUGACCAAGUUGAAUUAUUUAUUCAGGGACACACGAUUUUUCCUAAUAAAAUCUAAUAAUGCGGAAAAUAUAACAUUAUCUAAAGCAAAAGGAGUGUGGUCCACACUUCCUCAGAAUGAGGCAAAUUUGAAUCAGGCUUACAGAGAAUCUAGAAACGUGCUAUUGAUAUUCUCAGUUAAAGAAAGUGGGAAGUUUGCAGGGUUUGCUAGAUUAGGAAGCGAAUCCCGUCGGGAUGUUCCCCCUAUAUCGUGGGUAUUACCACCUGGGCUUUCCGCCAAAGUUUUAGACGGCGUUUUUAAAGUUGAUUGGAUAUGCCGAAAAGAAUUACCAUUCAGUAGUACACUUCAUCUCUACAAUCCCUGGAAUGAAGGAAAGCCAGUUAAGAUUGGUCGAGAUGGUCAAGAAAUUGAGCCAAAAGUUGCAGAAGAGUUGUGCAGGCUUUUUCCUGAAGAUGAGGGUAUUGAAAUGACCCCAAUUUUAAGAAAAUCCAAGGAAUCAUCUAAAAAAGGAUAUUUGAAAAGUGGUGGCAAUUAUAGGACAUACAGAGCACCAUUAUCUUCUCGAGGAUCUAACUAUAGAAGUCGCUUAAAUACAUCUUCUAGGAAUAGAAGAAAGUCUUUUUUGUCUCCUAGAAGUAGAUUGGCAUCAGGGUCUUACAAGCGACGAUCUCCUUCACCUUACUUGAGAGAACGUUUGCCAGCAUGGUUUGGACGUAACCGAGAAGGGUAUAGCAGUAGUAGCUCGGCAGCAGCUGAAGCUUAUGUGGCAGAGUACAUGCGAUCAAUGCACCAUCAGCUGCCACCUUUGCCAUACGUACCUCCACCGGGAUUUAGUGGUGCACUGUCUUCAUAUGACGGAAUACCUCCUCCACCACCGCCACCUCCACCUCGUUACUAUGAUUUAGCUGAUUAUCCGCGUUCAGUGUUAGUUUAUGAUAAGAGGUCUUAUGAACGUUCAGUGGAUGAGUUUCUGUGGCGCACUUCAGAUAGGUCUCGUGGUCGUAGUCGCGAACGUGAAACUCACAGAUCAUACCGUGAUCGACGAUAA
Arctia plantaginis is the source of this 1335-nucleotide messenger RNA. The record is from the annotation of a GenBank genome assembly. NCBI's taxonomy places the organism in Eukaryota, Metazoa, Arthropoda, Insecta, Lepidoptera, Erebidae.